Molecule: messenger RNA, 2424 nt
Organism: Chenopodium quinoa (quinoa)
Lineage: Eukaryota; Viridiplantae; Streptophyta; Magnoliopsida; Caryophyllales; Amaranthaceae
Product: MORC family CW-type zinc finger protein 3-like
Exons: 14
Coding region: 1-2163 (720 amino acids)
Cellular component (GO): nucleus
Molecular function (GO): ATP hydrolysis activity; zinc ion binding
Source: RefSeq, a predicted model, not a curated record
AUGCCGUCACCUGAGAAAAAUGAGUCAGAUCAGAAAUCUGAAUGGAAUAAAUUUUUUAACUUCCUUCACGGCUAUAAUAAAGUUGCUACUGUAAAACUUGCAAACAUGAAGAUUCAUGUAAUUCCAUCUCAACGUGAGCCUAAUGUAACAGAUGAUGGCCUGUAUUUUUCCCAUGCUACGGUGGCUUAUGAUUUGCAGGAACUAUGUGACACCUCUGUGGACCAAAGGCAUGCAACAAUAGUUAUGCAUAAAGCUGCAGUAAAGGCAAUGAGCCCAUUACCGGGUACCCCAUUACCAAGUACUCGGUUGAUGCUUGAAGACGAAGUAAAAAACCCAUUAUUGCUUUCCAAUUCUCCACGUCAUUUUAUGAAAAACGUUGCAUUUGAGUCAGAUGCUUAUUUGAAGGGAAGUAGUUCUGCUGAAAAGGCUACCUGUUCCUCUAUUUCCAAGUGUCAUGAGCACAAUAGUCUUCAGCUCUGCUCCACAAAGGAAGAUGUGGCUGCAGAAAGAAAUUUUGUUACGGACCCAAGUUAUCUGAAAACUCUCGGUCAUGCUCAUUCUGGUUGGAUCUUUGGUGCAAUUGCAGAGCUUGUUGAUAAUUCAAGGGAUGCAAGGGCAUCAAGGCUAGAGAUUGCUGUUGAGACUAUAUUUGAUAAGACUGUAGGCUCUGAGAUUCCUAUGCUAUCUGUAAUUGAUGAUGGUGUUGGAAUGAAUCACCAAGAGAUAUUGAGGAUGAUUUCAUUUGGGCACAAAGUACCUGACGAAGAUAAUCAAGAUUGUAUUGGAAGAUUUGGUGUUGGUUUCAAGACAGGGUCAAUGAGACUGGGCAGAGAUGCUCUAGUCCUAACACAGACAACACAUUCUCGUUCUGUUGCUUUUCUUUCGCAAUCAUUAAAUGAAGGAAAGGACAAUGUGGAGAUACCUGUUGUCAGCUACUGUCGACAAGCUCAGUGCAUGGACAUUGAUACAAGUGUACAGUCUGAAGCACUAGCGAAGUACAACCUGAAUGCGAUGAAGCAGUUUUCACCAUUCAAUGAGUAUUUAAUUGGUGAAAAGGCUGGCCUAUUUAGAGGAAAUACAGGAACGCAGAUCUAUAUAUGGAAUUUGGAUAAAUGGGGCGCAGAGUACACUUUGGAAUGGCAAGCAGGCUUGCGCGGUGGGAGCACCUUUCACCAGGGUGACAUAUAUAUUCGUUCUAGACGUGUAAGAAAACGUCCUGGGCAGACAAGUAGAAAGGUUUCUUUAGAUUAUUCACUUCGUUCUUAUUUGGAAGUCAUAUUUUUAGAGCCUAGGAUGAAGAUAUAUGUUCAAGGCUCACUGGUUAGAAGUCGACCCUUGGCCAAAUCUCUUAAUAAUACUGCUCACCAUAAUGGGGAAAUAAUGGGCAAACAAGUCCGGCUUACUCUUGGUCGCUGUCAGAUAGAGUGGGAUGAGGCAAACUGUGGAAUAUUCUUAUAUUGGCACGGCCGUCUAAUAGAGGCGUACAAGAGAGUAGGUGGCAUGGUUCACAGUGCUGAUAUGGGUCGAGGUGUAAUUGGUGUUGUAGAAGUUACUGAAUUGAUGGAUGAUGGGAAUGGUGGUGUUUGGGUUCAUAACAACAAGCAAGGAUUCCAAGAUUGUGAGCCAUAUGCUUUGCUUGAAGAAUGGUUGGGAAAGCAGGCAGAUGAAUACUGGGAUAAGUUUUUUGAUCCAGUACAGCUGAAAAAAGGCCAUGCUCGAUACAAGCCUGAUAAUGAAUGGGUGCAGUGUGACAAGUGCAGGAAGUGGAGAUUAUUAAAUGCUGAUUUUGACAGCAUGAAUCUACCUAAAGACUGGUUCUGUUACAUGGAUCCUUUCAAUGGAAGAUGUGAAAUGCCUGAGCAGAAGCCUGGUCAUGGAGUAAUCACAGUGGAGCUGAAGAGGUCAUCUGGUCAUGAUCCAAGCAAAAUUGCUGACUCUGAAGGCUUACAGAUUGGUAGGGCCAGUCCUAUAGCAGAAGCAAAGGGUGAAGACAAGUCAACCCAACCAGCAGAAGGUGAUGAAAAAACUCCCACUGUUAAAAAGGCCAGAAGAGGAAAGGGUCAAGACAAGUCAACUCCACCAGCGGAGGAUGAUGAAGAGAUUCCUGUCAUUAAAAGGCGUAAAAGAGGUGUGCAAAAUGCUAGGAAGUACAUACAGGAUUAGUGAGUUUCAUUUCAGCACAUUUUGAACUAUACAGAAGAUUUGCUAACACACAUUCGUUUUGGAUUUUCUCGUGUAUACACUAUUACGGGGUGAUCUUUUGCUAGAUAGUACUCGCCAUUUUGGCUUGUUUUACUAGACUAGAUGUUAAUAUUUGCCAUUUUGGCUUGUAUAUACCGCAUGGUGGAUGAAAAUAUUUUGUAUAGGAAGGCCAUUCACAUGCACAUUUAAUUCAUCUGAAGAAUGUAAAGCUCAUUGCUGUUA